AGCUGGCAUCCUCUCUCUGCACAUCUUCACACACCGAGUGGCCAGCCGGCUGUCGUCGCAGCAACAUCAUCCUCUUACACACUCCAAACACAACUAUCAACUCUUUGAAAGCUUGUUUGGAUUUUGUGCUGAUGCGCUUUUUUGUUACAUGAAGUCUGAAGGCUCUUUAAAAGACAAGGGAGUGCAAGAUCCAUCAUGUCUGAGGAUUGUGGGGUGGAAUUAAAUCACCUGAAGUGAUGAGUGAACAGGCCCUGGUGCCCGUCGCUCUGUCCUCUCGCCGGGGCCUGGGUCUUCAGACGGCCCUGCACCGGGCCUCCAUGGUGGGGAACAGUGAGGCUGUGUGCGCUCUGAUUCAGGGAGGCUGCGCUGUGGAUCUGCAGGACAGAGUGAGUAGUGAACACACACCGCUGUGGACUGUCGUCCAUGCGCCCACAGUGUGCUUCAGCGGUGAACUGUCAGUACAACACACACACUGUGCACUUGUCUUGUGUUUUGUGGAGGAGUGUAACACCGCUCUGCAUGAGGCGUCCUGGCACGGCUUCUCUCAGUGCGUCAAACAGCUGGUCAAAGCAGGAGCAGAUGUGCACGUCAGGAACAAGACGGGGAACACGGCUCUUCACCUGACCUGUCAGAACGCACAUGCUCAGACUGCUCGCCUUCUGCUGCUCGGAGGCGCCAAUCCAGACACCAAAAACAACAUGGGUGACACGUGUUUACAUGUGGCUGCUCGCUACAACAACCUAAGCCUGGUGAAAAUCCUGCUGAGCUCGUUGUGCUCUCUAACGGAGAAAAACCAGGUAGGGGACACUGCCCUGCAUGUGGCGGCUGCUCUGAACCAUAAGAAGACAGUUCAGCUCCUGUUGGAGGCUGGGACUGAUGGAAAUAUCAAAAACAAUGCAGGUCGAACAGCUCUGGACAAAGCCAGAGAUAAUAAUCAUAAAGACGUGGCCCUUCUCCUGGCCAGAGCUCCACAGGUACAUCGCUACCUGAGAGGAAGAACAAUAAGGAAACAAAGAGAGAGAGUGAAAUCAGAGCACAGGAGCCUGUCUGUCAACAGAGAAGAAAUACUGUCAAACAAACACUUGUUGUACAUUGGUCCUGAGUUUCACACGGUACCUCAGGCUGUACGUGGUGAACAGGGCAGCAGUUCAAUAGCAGAGGAAGGCCCCAGUGUGGAACGAACAGGGAGCAGCGCACUUAUCCAGGCAGGACUCCAACAUCACCACCACCGACACCAUCACCACCAGCAGCACCAGUACCAGCACCAGUACCAGCAGCAGCAGCAACAUUACCUGAAAAAACCCACAACAAUCCACAACCACCACAACCACCACAGGAGCAGGAGAACUAAAGAGCAGGAGGAGAAUGACUUUGAUUUGAGAAAAUGCAAAAAGGAUACACAUGCAAGAAAGAAGAAUGUUUUAUUUGAAGAGGAUGAGGAACUGUCUCUGGAGAACGGAAGAACUUAUCAGCUUUACACACUGUACCGAGACAAGGAUGGCAACAUCAGACAGGCACCGGCCAGUGGGUGUCACUGUACGCCCCUGAUCAGGAGACUGGAGGGUCAGCUGAAAGCCACACAGGAGGAGAUGAGGCUGCACAUCCUGAACGUCCAGGAGCAGGUCAACAGCAGACUGGGCCAGAUGGACCGCAGGAACCGGCACCAGAUUAAAGUGCUGGACAUGCUGAAUCAGGAAAGAGCAGCAGCAGAGAGGAGGAACAUGAUCUACAGGCUGGAGCAGCAGGCGGCUCAAGGAAGACAAGAGGUCCUGAUGACGCAGCAGGCGGCUUUGAGUCGUGACCUGCAGAGGCUGUGUCUGUCCCAGCUCAAGGACACGGACGUCCACACUGCAGCCAAAGGACAGUACUGUAAACUGCUGCCCUCGCCAUCUGUGGAGCAGUGUGGAAUGGCAGACGCCGACCCGGAGUCCCUGCCCCUGCUGUCGGUGGUUUCUGGAGACAGCAGCACCUCACUGGCCACCUACGUCAACGUCCUGUCGUCCAAAUCCACCUACAGCCUGGGGGUGUCCGAGUGUCAGGAGACUGGCAGCAGGACGUACUUUGAGAUGAAAGUGGACAGGUCUCCAGACGACUAUGAGAACACUGCCCUGUUUCCACUGCCGGCCUCAGGGGUCCUGCUGACCUCCGCUGACUCCCAGUGGCGUCCUCCGUUGAUGCAGGACGGUCAGCACAGGGCAGCGGUGGUGACGGCGUGCGGGGACGUCUUUUCAAGCAGCAGCAGCAGCAUGUCCAGCAUCAGUGACCGAGGCCCACAGUGGACUGGACCGAAGCCAAACAGCAGCAAACGGAGGAAACACUUUCAGGAGCUGAUGAGCACAGGAAAACACUCCGACCUGCAGAAGACCACCACGCUGGAGUUCUUCGUGGACCGCCCCACAGAGCCCACAUUCAGCCAGGAGAGAAACAACCUGCAUGCUGUGGAAGUGACCCAGCGUUUCUUUGAGACGGUGUCGGCUCAGUUGGAGCUUUGGUAUGAGAGGAAGAUCCUGGAGGUGGAGAAGCAGAUGGAGGUCCAAGCGCAGAAGGACCGCAAGGAGCUGCUGCAGCGAAUCCACACGCUGGAGGAGGAGCUACAGAAGCUGAAGACCAAUCAGGACGCAGACAGCUGACACGUCUAAACUGGAGACAUUCAAA
Messenger RNA from Sphaeramia orbicularis (orbiculate cardinalfish), 2655 nucleotides. It is a transcript of the gene ankrd6a, whose product is annotated as ankyrin repeat domain 6a. Lineage: Eukaryota; Metazoa; Chordata; Actinopteri; Kurtiformes; Apogonidae. Bases 237 to 2630 code for a protein of 797 amino acids. Gene Ontology annotation, biological process: protein K6-linked ubiquitination; positive regulation of transcription by RNA polymerase II. Gene Ontology annotation, cellular component: BRCA1-BARD1 complex; BRCA1-A complex; nucleus. Gene Ontology annotation, molecular function: transcription cis-regulatory region binding; ubiquitin-protein transferase activity; protein binding. The record is from RefSeq and is a predicted model, not a curated record. The transcript is spliced from 15 exons.